AUGUGCAUGUACACAAUCCAGUCACCUUUCCUAGCCGGGCUCGGCAUUGGCAUCACAUAUCCGGCAUUGCCGCCCCACGGGAAAUGGUACGACCCGAAAAUCGGCAGUCCCCACCCGAAAUCCACCUUUGAAACAGGAAAUCUUAGCCCCGAUGACACGACAAAAGCAGGCCCCUCUUCACUCCCACUGCAGUAUAUCUUGGCCAAGGCUGGCACCGGUCUAUGA
Messenger RNA from Prunus armeniaca (apricot), 225 nucleotides. The record is from the annotation of a GenBank genome assembly. NCBI's taxonomy places the organism in Eukaryota, Viridiplantae, Streptophyta, Magnoliopsida, Rosales, Rosaceae.